This is a messenger RNA of Effrenium voratum, 2400 nucleotides long. NCBI's taxonomy places the organism in Eukaryota, Dinophyceae, Suessiales, Symbiodiniaceae. The record is from the annotation of a GenBank genome assembly.
CCCCUGGUUCGUCCCCUUAUGACCGUUGCCUCUCCCAUGUCCAAGCCAUGCGUCUGCGUGGCCACGUCUCGGGCCAAAGUGCGGAGGAGCGCCAGGCGCGGCGGUUGAACGACCAGCUGGCGGAGGCCAGCGACGUCUUGGACUUCUGCUGGCGGCGCCAGGCCCAGCUGCGGCCACUGCACCGCGCUACCGCGCUGCACCGCUUGGCCAAGGCCGACACUGGCCGUGAAUGGAUGUCCUCCGCUAGAGGAGCGUGGCUCCUCAACGAGGUGACAGCUGACAUGUCCCACUAGGUCUCCCCGCGGCACUUGGCCAACGCAGUGCGAGGCUUCGCCACGUCGGCGCCCAAAAACGCGUCGGCGCUGCAAGCGCCCGGCGCCAAAGUCCAGGCGGAUGAGGGCACCAGCGCGCAGAACGCCGCCAACGGCGCGCGGGCCUCCGCAGUGCUGGCGCGCGCAGAGCCGCAGCUCUUCGAUCGCCUGGCCCAGCAGGCGCUGCAGCAAGUGAGGCGCUUGGGGCCGCAGGGCCUGGCCAACAGCUGCUGGGCCUUUGCCGCAGUGCGGCUGGUACAGCUGCCGCUUUUGACCGCUAUAUCACGGGAGGCAAUGAGGCGGAUACACCGAUGGCCGACACAGGAGUUGGUGAACAGCAUUUGGGCGACCGGCCGGCUGUUGCUCGUGGGCUCGGCGCUGGUGGGCGCAGCCGCCGACGCGGCAUUGGCAAAGUUGGGCGAGCACUGCGCCCGGGACCUCUCCAAUAGCGCCUGGAGGCCUGCAGCCCUGGCUGCGCAGCACCAGCCCUUGCUCUCGGCAACUGCGUCAGAGGCAGCUGUGAAGCUGGUCUCCGGAGAUACUCAGGCGCUCUCCAACACCCUGCGGGCGCCCGCCACGUCGUCCGCCUGCGGCGCGGCUUCGGCGGAGGCUGCCGCGGCAGAGACGAAGCGGAGGAGUGCAGAGCCGACGCCCCAAGACGUGUCCAUCCUCGCGCGGUGCUUGACGGUGCUGAUGGCAAAAGAGGUGCCAAUGCUGGAGACACUCUCUGCGUGUGCCUCCAGGAGGCUGCGGCAGCUCGAUCCACAGCACCCGUCGAACACCGCACGGGCGUCAGCUGUGCUCGGCUCUCCGGGUGAAAGGCUCAUGGGGGAGAUUGCGGCUGCCGUGUGCCAGACAGGCUCGCCGGAUCCACAGAACUCGGCCAACCUGGUGCAAGACUCCGCGACGCCUGGGUUGGGUGCUGCGCCGUUUUUGGCCUCAGCGGCCUCUUCGGCCAACACGCUGCUGCCGAACUCUGGGCCCCAGGAGCCGGCCAACAGCGCCCGGUCCCUUGCCAAGCUGCGCUGGGCCGAUGAGGCCUUCUUCGAUGCCUCGGCCAACGAAGCCGCCGGCAAGUUGGCACAGUCCAGCGUGCAGGACACGACAAACAUCCUACGGGCGCCCGGGCAACUGCUGCCUCACCAGGAUUCGGUCUUUGACGCAAUUCUGGCCAAGGUCGCGCGGGAUCCUUGGUCCUUUGCCGCGGAACCCAGCGCUCCCAUGGUCCUGUGGGCCUCCUGGAAGGCGGGAGCUUUCCCGCGCCAGCUCUUCCACCUCUGGCUGGAGGAUCUCUCCGCGGAGUCCUUUGGCCUGGCGUUAAUGGACACCCUCUGGCGCAAGGAUGCAGAGGAGGAACAAGAGGUCCUGCGACAGCUCUAUCGCUGUUUUCCGGUGGGACCCUGGCAGGCACCCGCAGCGCGAGCGCUGCCUCUGGGGUACCGCAAGGUGGCCAACCUGCUGGAGACGUUGCAGGCCGUUCAUGGCGCCGAGGAGAUCCUCGCCGCUUGUGAAGAUUUUGCCCGGCACAAGGGUCAGUGGCUGAAGGUCGCUGGGGGGCACAAGGCAGAGUUGUUGCAAGCGGCGCAGAGUGGGCGACCUCUGGCACCAGCGGAGGUGCUGGUGGAGUUCGGAGCCUAUGUGGGCUACAGCGCCGUGCGCCUAAGCAGGCAGCUGCGCAGAAACUGCCUCAGCCUGGUAUCCCUGGAGGUGAAUCCGGUGCACGUUUGCAUCUCCCGGCGCCUCUUAGACCUGGCGCGCGUGUCCUGGGCCGAGGUGAAGCCUGGCCAAGCAAAGGACCUUGUGCCCCAACUCAUGGAAGAACUGGGCGAGCGCUGUGCAGGGCUCAUCUUUAUGGACCAUCGGGGCACCAUCUUCCACCAGGACUUGGCGCUGCUUGUGCGGAGCAGAGCAUUGGCUGGGCAGGCACGCCUCAUUGCCGACAACACGCUGAACCCCGGCGCGCCGCUCUUUCUGUGGGAGCGCUUCCACUCGCACUGCGUCACCCAAAGCUGGGCGCUGCAGGAGUUUCUGGCGCACCACGAGGAUUGGACCACGACCUCGGAUUGGACCUGAUGCCUGCCUCGCGCGC